Messenger RNA from Purpureocillium lilacinum, 2316 nucleotides. RefSeq lists its product as uncharacterized. Lineage: Eukaryota; Fungi; Ascomycota; Sordariomycetes; Hypocreales; Ophiocordycipitaceae. The record is from RefSeq and is a predicted model, not a curated record. Gene Ontology annotation, biological process: regulation of GTPase activity; signal transduction. Gene Ontology annotation, cellular component: cytoplasm.
AUGGCCGACUUCCGCGCCUCGGGCGACGACGACGCCCUGCCUCUGCCGCCUCAGCAGCAGCAGCCACGGGACCCUUCCGAACAUCAGUCGCUGGAGGAUGCGCUCCCGCACCAGCAGCAUGGCGAGCGCGACGGUGCGUCUAUCGAAGAGGGCCCGAGCGCGAACCAGAGCGGCGACGGAGGUGAGGCCGCGACGCGAAGCACCGCUUCCCAGGAGCAGCCUCGACCAGCUGUCAAUCCGGCAACCGCCAAGCAGGUCAAUGAUGUGAUGGCUUCUGAGCUCGGUAUUCCGACCCUUCUGAACCGCCUCAAGCAAAGCAUCACCUCAGCAAAGGAAUUCGGCCUUUUCCUCAAGAAACGAUCUGUUCUCGAAGACGACCACGCCCAAGGCCUCAAGAAGCUAUGCCGUCAGACGCAGGAGAGCGCGCGUCGACCGGAGCACAGGCAGGGUUCAUUUGCGAAAUCUUAUGACGAGAUGGUCUUCAUUCACGAUCGAAUGGCCGAGAACGGUUCCAAUUUUGCGGCUUCCCUGCACCAAAUGCAUGAGGAUCUUGUCGAGCUGGCUGCCAACGCUGAGCGGGGUCGCAAGAGCUGGAAGGCCAACGGCAUGGCAGCAGAGCAGAAGGUUGCCGAUCUCGAACAGACCAUGCGCAAGAGCAAGGCCAAAUACGAUUCCCUUGCGGAGGAGUACGACCGCGCCAGGACGGGCGAGUCGCGACCGGGUGGCGGCAAGGUACUUGGCGCUUUCAAGGCGCACAAGUCGGCCGCGCAGCAAGAAGAGGAUCUUCUCAAAAAGGUUCAGGCAGCAGAUCAGACCUACCAAGGUCAUGUCAACAACCUUCAGACCGAGAAGUCGCAUCUCCAGUCAACGGUUCGCCCUGAAGCCGUCAAGGCCUUGCAGGAGCUCAUAACCGAGACGGACGCGGCGGUGGCGCUGCAAAUGCAGAAGUUCGCUGCUUUCAACGAGAAGUUGCUCCUGGGCAAUGGGUUGAUUGUCAGCCCCUUCAAGACCCCGACCGCCGAGAACGCGGGCCAGCCUCGAAGCUUGCGCCACGCCGUCGGUGCCAUUGACAACGUCAAGGAUUUCAAUGACUUCGUGGCGGCUCAGCAUUCCAAGGUGCUCCCGAACACUGAAGUCAAAUACGAGCGCAAUCCUCUUCUGAAGCCGCCGACUUCCUCCAUGCCCGUUCAGCCUCCAAUUCAGCCUCAGAUGAUGCAUCCACCGCAAACUGUCGGCCAGACUGCAACCUCGCAAGGAGGGUUCUCACCGGUGGGUUCCGCCGCAGGCCAGAGGAGCAGCACUGGCAACUUCGGGCCUCCAGGCGGCUUGAUGAAUCCUGGCGCCCCCGUAGACGGCCCUCAGGACGCGCAAAGAGGGUUCCAGCAGCCACAUUCAAGGAGCUACAGCCACGGCAAUAUGUUGACGCAGCCCAGCGUCUCGCAGCAACAGUUUUCGUCCAGGAACUCUGUGCAGCCGGCGCCACGAUACGGUAACGGUACGAUCGGGGGGUCUCAGGGGCCGCCACAGCUUGGCGCGUUGCCUUUCCAGGGCUCGCAGCCGCCGCCUCAGCAGCCUUCCCCUGACCAGUCCGGAUCUCCGUUUCAGACCCCGCAGAACAGACGGGGCAGUACGGGUGGUUUCGGCGGACAGGCGCCUCCAGCUUACGCUGCGGCCUCUCAAGCUCCUCCCACUCAAAAUGUCACCGCGACGAAGCCUGUGUUCGGUGUUCCUCUAAACCGGUUGUACGAGCGGGACGGACUGGCCGUACCGAUGGUUGUUUAUCAGUGCAUCCAGGCUGUCGACCUGUUCGGGCUCGGAGUUGAAGGCAUCUACCGUCAGUCCGGAUCCUUGAACCACAUCAACAAGCUCAAGGGCAUGUUCGACGCAGAUUCAUCCAACCCGGCUCUUGACUUCCGCAACCCCGAGAACUUCUACCAUGAUGUCAACAGCGUCACAGGGCUGCUGAAGCAAUUCCUUCGCGAUCUUCCUGACCCACUUCUGACUCUUGAGCAUCAUGAUGCCUUUAUCGCUGCAGCCAAGAAAGAAGACGACAUUGUCCGUCGCGACUCCCUGCAUGCCAUCAUCAACGCCCUCCCCGACCCCAACUACGCCACACUUCGAGCCAUGACGCUGCACCUCUACCGGGUCAUGGAUAACUCACACGUCAACCGCAUGAACUCGCACAAUCUGGCCGUGAUAUUCGGACCCACACUCAUGGGCUCCGAUCCCAGUACGGCCAUCGCCGACGCCGGCUGGCAGAUCAAGGUCAUCGACACGAUACUGCAGAACACGUAUCAGAUCUUCGACGACGACUAG